Messenger RNA from Hypomesus transpacificus, 2670 nucleotides. RefSeq lists its product as uncharacterized. The record is from RefSeq and is a predicted model, not a curated record. NCBI's taxonomy places the organism in Eukaryota, Metazoa, Chordata, Actinopteri, Osmeriformes, Osmeridae. The transcript has 12 exons. The coding region runs from base 54 to 1403 and encodes 449 amino acids. Gene Ontology annotation, molecular function: GTPase activity.
CGAGGGUUGAAAGCGGUGUAGGCAAAGGCAAAGAAGUUCUCGUUACUGUCACAAUGUCGGGAGGUAGAAAACCUCGUUCGGUUGCAAACCCUUUGGAAUCGGCGAUUUUAACUCCCAGUGAGCGAAUUUUGAAAGAAUGCCACAGUUUAUAUAUCGACAACGAAAACGGACUAGUAAAGAUAGCAAGUGGCUUGGGAGUCCGGAUUCUUCCUCCACGUAAGAAGAUCAUCGUGAUGAUUAUGGGGAAUCACUCUGCUGGAAAAAGCUCCUUUAUUAACUGGUACGUGGAAGAGCACAUCCAGAAAACAGGAGUGGCGAUCGAAACCCAGGGGUUCACCUUCAUCACAAGUGGUCGGAAGAGAGAAUCUCUGACGGGCAAUGCCACGCUCCAUCUCUACCCUCACUUCCGACCGCUCCUUGAGUUUAAAGGUGUCACUGACUACCUGUCAGCUGAGAUCUCCACCUCUAAGCAGAAGAAGUUCAGCCUGGUGACGUUUGUGGACACGCCGGGCCUGGUGGAUGGAGACAUGAUCUACCCCUUUGACGUCAACAGGGCCAUCACCUCGUUUGGCGAGCAGGCCGACCUUGUCUUUGUGUUCUUCGACCCCAUGGGCCAGGCGCUGUGCAAACGCACCCUCAACAUCGUGGAGAACCUGAGCGAGAAGUGUGGAGACAAGCUGCACUUCUACCUCAGCAAGGCAGACGAGGCGGGCAAGGAGACUGACAGACAGCGUGUGAUGAUGCAGAUCGUUCAGGAGCUUUGUCGACGACCGGGCCUCAAUAAGUGUGGUUUCGACAUGCCCACCAUAUACAUCCCCAACCCGCAGAAGCCGAGUCGCUGCGUGAACCAAAUCGAUGUCGUGUGUGAGACGAUUGAGAAGACCAUCAACCAGGCGGUCCAGAAGACCCUGAACCAGCUGGAGAAGGACUGUGACCUCAUCAGCUCCACUAUCAACAGUAAACUGGUCCAGGACAGGGCCACGGCAAGCUCCAAUCACAGCACCCGCCUCCACUCCUUCCUGUGUGGCGCUCUGGGUGUCUUCCUCCCCUUCCUCUUCAUCCUUAGUUUCCUGCUCAGCACCUUCACCCGGGACGAGCUGGACGAGCUCCUGGGGGAGGGCGCCGCCCGCACCCUCUCCUUCGUCACGGGAGUUGUCGUGUAUCUGUGGGACUGGAUUCCAGAAGAUGGACAAAUACUGUUUGUGAUCCUCUUUGGUGCUUUCUGCUACAUCCUGAUAUGGCUGGCCAAGUAUUUUGCACGCCAAAGUACUAGGACUCUCACGAAGAAGGAAAAGAGAAUCCUGUCUGAGUACACAGAUUAUGUCCAGGAUGUCGUCAAAGCCAAGAAGGGGAGACUGUAUGAAGAGUAUCUCCAGCAGUGUGCAGCUGAAUAUGACUUCUGAUGAGCAGACAGACUGAGAUGUCAUGCCGUCUUGUGUGUCGCCGUGGCGACACUCCAAAGGAUUCUCAUGCCAAGGGUGCUUGUUUGAUCAUUUUAAAAACUUAACUGGACCAUACCUGUUUUAUGUGAUUGAUUUGAAUUGAUUUUCUAAAUGAGAAGAUAUACUUAAAAUAAGCAUUAAUUCAGAGUCCGUGAAGUGCCUUAGGGGAAACUGUGAUUGUCAUUACCGAUGACAGAGGUGAAUUUGUGAUUAUUGUUGUGUAUUUUGUGAUGUGUGUAAUAUUUGGAUCUGGAAGUAUGGAGAUGUUUACAUAUAAAUUCAAGCUUUCCUAGUGACUUAUAAACAAACUUCCAUAUUUUCCAACAGUCAUUUAUAUCUUAUCAUACCGUUGUUGAGUGUACAUCCUUUAGUAUUUUACUAUUACAAAAUGAUUUCAUAUUAGAAAGCACUGCCAUAUACAUAAAAACGUUUUUUAGAAAAAGGGUUUGUUCCUUGGAUGAGAUCAGUAACCACAUCGUUGUUUUGUAGUAGUUUUUCAAGAUUUAAAUAUUGCCAGUUAUAUUCUGAGAGGCCAGUCCCAUUGGUCUCCAGAGGUCCAGCUGUCUCUGCUGGUAGAAACAUGGAUGUGUCGUCUCCACAGAGAUUGUAUUAGUGUUCAGGAAAGACAGGAUUGUCUGUUGAAUGGUUCACAGAGCCAGUAAAACUAUUGCUGCCUGUUUGUCAACUGUGAAGUUUCAUGCACUUGUGUAUUUCCUGUUGUUGUCGUCUUCUUGUGUAGCUCAGCCUUAAUUUUAAAUUCUGUGUUGUCCCCGUUACGAUGCAAUUCAUCUACCAGACAAUAUGACACGAUCAGCCCUGUCAUGCCUUCAAUGACUUCUGUAUUCUGAUCCAUUUGUUGCUCUCACGUGGUGUGUUCGGGGUACUUACUCACUAAGAAAUAUAUUUGGGAUAUUUGCAAUACUUCUUAAAAACAUUUAGUCAUGUGGAAAAAAAUAGAAGUGUACAAAGGUCUACCUGGUAUGUUUAGGAUAUGGGGGGGGGGGUGUAAUGUAAUGGUGCUGUUCCCUGCCUGUUUGUCUAUAUUUAAAUGAUCAACUAAGGUACUUGAUCUUUUUUGUUCUUUUAAAAAAAGUGUUUAAAAAAAUGUCUCAUCAAAUGUCUUCCUCCAAGUAUCUGUGAAUGUCAUAAUCGCAAUACCUCACACAUGAGGCAUUUUAUUAUUAGAAAUAUUUAAAAUGUCAUAUUAAUAAAGUGCAUAAUUGAAUCA